AUGGCGCGGGCUGGUGAAGAAUUGGAACACCUCACAGGGCUGAGAUCGUUCUUAGCUUUGUGGAUUGUAUGUGGUCACUACAUGCCUGGCGCCUCUGCCGACGGAUCGCACAGAAGCGCGAACGUCUCGGCGAUCACGUGCCGUUCCUUUGCAGCGGUGGACCUCUUCAUCGUGAUGAGCGGUUACGUCACCCAUUUGGCCUAUGGGAAUCGUUUGCGCAGUGAAAGCUUGAGCCUGCGGCGCUACUAUCUGCUACGCAUGGCUCAUAUCCUGAUCACCAGCUAUGUGGCGAUGCUUUGGAGUUUGCUGGUGGUCUUGGCGGUGGAAGAAUAUCGAGACAGUUUUUUGCCCAGCAUCUCGACGCUGCUGGGCUGCUUCGGCUUCGUCCAGCACUGGAUUCGUCCGGCCACGUGGUGUCCGGCACCGCCCAGCUGGACCAUCGAGGCCUUGCUGCCCAGUUGGCUGCUCUAUCCCUUCCUCAGGAUCCUUGUGGCACGACUGGAAGGACGACCUGGAGCACUAGUGAUGUGGAUGUUGGUGGUCUAUGCCAUCUCUUUUGGACCACUCCUAUCUCUCUAUUUGCUUCAGGAUGGACACCUCAACUGGGGACAGUUUGCUACAACCUUCAUGUGGCCUCCCGCGCAGCUCCCAGAUUUUGCCCUGGGCGUCUUAGCCUCAGAGCUCAGCGCCGCCCUUCCCAGUUGCAGCGGGUGCAGCGGCUGGUGCCGAGCGAUGCUGGGUGAUGCGGCGCUGUUGGGCUUCGCAGCGGCAGUGGUGAUGCUGCCAUCUCCGAGCACGCAUGCGGAAUGCCAGACUGACAGCAACGUCUUACUGACGCAUGGAGGUUCCUUGGCCAUCGCCCUCUUCAUCUUCGGCAGUGCAUCUGGAAGCUGUUUGGCCUAUGUCUUACGUCAUCCAGCCCUUGUAUCGCUGGGGAAGUACAGCUUCGAGGUCUAUUUGUUCCAGUGGCCUUUGCAGGCUCUCUUUCGGCGCCUGUGUGCCGAGAUGGAAGCAGAGGCACGAAGACGAAAGCAGCUGAGUAUGCAGGCAGCCAUUCAAGAGAAGACCCAGGAGCUUGAGAGGCUGACCUUUCAGCUGAACUCAUUGGAGCGCGUGGAGAGGGAACAACAGGUUCUCAUCGAGAAGCUCAGCCAGCUUCACAUUGAUGGAUCUCCAACGCCAGGCCGGAACUCCAGCAACGCGGGCUGUGCGGGCUCGCUCGAGGAUCGCAUCCUGCUGGCGGUCUGGGGCCGUGUCUUCGACGUGAGCAGCGGGAAGGAGUUCUACGGCGAGGGCCAGAGCUACCAACUCUUCGCAGGGCAUGACUGCAGCAAAGCCUUUGCGUUGACCCUUCGCCAGGAAGGGCUUCUGGAUCAAGGUUUGGAGGAUCUCACCCCGGAGCAGCUCAACCACUUGAACCGGACCUACUGGGAAACCUACAUUGCCAAAUACCCGGUGGUGGGUCGAUUGGAGGAUCCCCCGUACCGCGCGGCCGACUACGAUCGCUUCGAGCAAGGGCAUCGCUACUAG
Molecule: messenger RNA, 1530 nt
Organism: Durusdinium trenchii
Lineage: Eukaryota; Dinophyceae; Suessiales; Symbiodiniaceae
Source: the annotation of a GenBank genome assembly